Messenger RNA from Oldenlandia corymbosa var. corymbosa, 232 nucleotides. NCBI's taxonomy places the organism in Eukaryota, Viridiplantae, Streptophyta, Magnoliopsida, Gentianales, Rubiaceae. The record is from the annotation of a GenBank genome assembly.
AUGCAGUUAUGCAAAUUAGGGUUUCUGACGGGAACGGAAGAGCAGCGAGGUGGCUACGGCGGUUUCGGAAGCGGAAGAAUGAUGAACGGCCCGGCCAAUGUUUACGACGGAGACGGAAGCCAGAUCACUGAAACGGCAACGAGUGGAUGUGAUUUCCGAAAGAGAAGCAGAUGUGGUUGUUUCCCGGAAGGAGGCAAACUGGAGCCCCGGAAACUCGAUGAACCUAUUAAGG